Messenger RNA from Strongylocentrotus purpuratus (purple sea urchin), 2628 nucleotides. RefSeq names its product ankyrin repeat domain-containing protein 50-like. Gene Ontology annotation, cellular component: cytoplasm. Gene Ontology annotation, biological process: innate immune response. The coding region runs from base 1 to 2628 and encodes 875 amino acids. Lineage: Eukaryota; Metazoa; Echinodermata; Echinoidea; Camarodonta; Strongylocentrotidae. The record is from RefSeq and is a predicted model, not a curated record. Gene Ontology annotation, molecular function: protein binding. The transcript has 3 exons.
AUGGAUGGGGACAAGAUUCAAGGAGAAGACCUUUCUAAGGCUAAAAAGUACGAUUUGACAUCUCUCCAUGCAGCAGCAUCCCAUGGUCACCUCGAUGUUGUAGAGUUACUCGUUGGCCAAGGAGCAGAUCUAAAUAUAACUGAUUAUGAUGGCAGUACACCUCUCCGCGCGGCAUCAUCCAAUGGUCAAUUCGAUGUGGUACAGUUUCUCAUUGGCCAAGGAGCAGAUCUAAAUAAGACUGGUAAUGAUGGCAGGACACCUCUCCUCGCCGCAUUAUCCAAUAGUCACCUCGAUGUUGUAAAGUUACUCGUUGGCCAAGGAGCAGAUCUAAAUAAGACUGGUUAUGAUGGCAGGACACCUCUCCUCGCCGCAUUAUCCAAUAGUCACCUCGAUGUUGUAAAGUUACUCGUUGGCCAAGGAGCAGAUCUAAAUAAGACUGGUUAUGAUGGCAAGACACCUCUCCACGCGGCAUCAUUAAAUGGUCACCUCGAUGUUGUAGAGUUCCUCAUUGGCCAAGGAGCAGAUCUAAAUAAGGCUGAUAAUGGUGACAGGACACCUCUCCUCGCCGCAUUAUCCAAUAGUCACCUCGAUGUUGUAAAGUUACUCGUUGGCCAAGGAGCAAAUCUAAAUAGGACUGAGUAUGAUGGCAGUACACCUCUCCGCGCGGCAUCAUCCAGUGGUCAAUUCGAUGUGGUACAGUUUCUCAUUGGCCAAGGAGCAGAUCUAAAUAAGGCUGAUAAUGAUGGCAGGACACCUCUCCUCGCCGCAUUAUCCAAUAGUCACCUCGAUGUUGUAAAGUUACUCGUUGGCCAAGGAGCAGCUCUAAAUAUAACUGAUCAUGAUGGCAAGACACCUCUCCACGCGGCAUCAUUAAAUGGUCACCUCGAUGUUGUAGAGUUCCUCAUUGGCCAAGGAGCAGAUCUAAAUAAGGCUGAUAAUGGUGACAGGACACCUCUCCUCGCCGCAUUAUCCAAUAGUCACCUCGAUGUUGUAAAGUUACUCGUUGGCCAAGGAGCAAAUCUAAAUAAGGCUGAUAAUAAUGGCAGCACACCUUUCCAUGUGGCAUCAUCCAAUGGUCACCUCGAUGUUGUCGAGUUACUCGUUGGCCAAGGAGCAGAUCUAAAUAGGACUGAUUAUGAUGGCAGGACACCUCUCCACGCGGCAUCAUCAAAUGGUCACCUCGAUGUUGUCGAGUUUCUCAUAGGCCAAGGAGCAGAUCUAAAUAGGGCUGAUAAUGAUGACAGGACAUCUCUCCACGCGGCAUCAUCAAAUGGUCACCUCGAUGUUGUCGAGUUUCUCAUUGGCCAAGGAGCAGAUUUAAAUAUGACUGGUAAUGGUGGCAGCACACCUCUCCAUGUGGCAUCAUCCAAUGGUCACCUCGAUGUUGUCGAGUUUUUCAUUGGCCAAGGAGCAGAUCUAUAUAAGACUGGUUAUGAUGGCAGGACACCUCUCCACGCGGCAUCAUCAAAUGGUCACCUCGAUGUUGUAGAGUUUCUUAUUGGCCAAGGAGCAGAUCUAAAUAGGGCUGAUAAUAAUGACAGGACACCUCUCCACGCGGCAUCAUCAAAUGGUCACCUCGAUGUUGUCGAGUUUCUCAUUGGCCAAGGAGCAGAUCUUAAUAGGGCUGAUAAUGAUGUCAGAACACCUCUCCACGCGGCAUCAUCAAAUGGUCACCUCGAUGUUGUAGAAUUUCUCAUUGGCCAAGGAGCAGAUUUAAAUAUGACUGGUAACGGUUGCAGCACCCCUCUCCAUGCGGCAUUAUCAAAUGGUCACCUCGACGUAGUAAAGUUUCUCAUUGGCAAAGGAGCAGAUCUAAAUAGGGCUGAUAAUGAUGACUGGACACGUUUCCGCGCCGCAUCAUCAAAUCGUCACGUCGAUUGUGCAGAGUUUCUCUCUUGCCAAGGAGCAGAUCUAAAAAGGACUGGUUAUGAUGGCAGCACACCUCUCGGAUCACAGUCAGUUGAUACAGAAUAUCCUGAAACUUCUACCUCCUUCAAGCUCACUCCUCCGUCGUCUCCUAGGAAGCGUCCCAUCGCUCCUCCUAAACAGAUAUUUGAGACCUCGAAGUGGGAGGAAGAGGCGACGGAUGUUUCCGGUCAGCAAGCUUAUGCUCCUCCAUCUCCUGUCACUAGAUGUGCAUCUCUCCUGGAUCAGCAUCUUAUCAUCAGUCAGGAUCCAGUCGUUGGUUCAAAAAAGGAAAGUGGGAGUGUCGAAAAACAGGUGGAUAACGAAGCAAACGUGCAGACCUCAAAAACAGAACAACAGUACAUAGACUAUGCAUCUUCUGAACAGGUAGUAGAAGAUGUUAUUCUUGAUUCCAUUGGGGCAUCCGAUCAGCAGUCAGGCUCGAUUCGCAUCGAGAAGUAUGGCAUUGAUGUCCAGUUUCAUCCAAGUGAGAUUAGGGGCGUUGAAGACAUCCAGGCAGUACCUGAGGUUCCAGCUGAACUGGUAGACCUGUUGACGGAGGACCAAGCAAUCAUUUGUGUUGGUCUUAAGGCGUCACCGUCUGAUGCAAAGUUUAAAUAUCCAGUAAAAGUGACGAUGCCCCAUUCAGCAAUUUUUACAAGUCCUGAAACUGCCUCUAUUGGGAUUUACCAUCGGAAAAGCAGUAAGAAUCUUUACAGUUAA